UACAUACAUACAUACAUACAUACAUACAUACAUACAUACAUACAUACAUACAUACAUACAUACAUACAUACAUACAUACAUACAUACAUACAUACAUACAUACAUACAUACAUACCGAUCGGUGCCCAAAAUCCCUAGCUAUCUCUCCCACGCAUAUAUCUAAAUCUAAUUAAUACUGAUCGAGUCUUGAGAAAGCUAGAGCCGAUCGAUCGAUGGCUCAAGUGUGGGGGUUCCCGAAAUGCGUGGCGAUCACCCGGGGCAACCAACAAACCUGAGCACCGUGCAAAGAGGGCGUGCGGCGGCGGAGGAAUUGGCCGCCGGCAGCAAGUUCGGCGAGGUAAUGUUGGACGACGGGGGCCUCAUGAGGCCUCACGUCAGGUUCUACAUCGAGCUGUCCAGGGAGUACCAAGGGCUGGUGCACGUCAGAUGCUACAACAACAAGUACUGGGUGCCCGAGCAGCCAGCCGGCGGCAUCAGCUUCGCCGUCAUGGGCGUCGCGGAUAAGCCGGAGGAGGACCCGUCUAAGCCAUCAUGCACCUUGUUUGAGCCCACCUUCAAUGCCAGUGGCGAUCAUCCGAGUGACCCUCUCCGAUCCGUCAGCUUCUUCCAUGUCCAGCUAAAACAAUAUGCUACGUUCACAACUCAACCGGAUAUGGAGGGUGAACCGAAGGAGAGAAGACCCAGAGACUUCUUUUGGCUAGGAAGUGAGCCGAGUUUCUUCAUACUCAUUGAUUUGUCGCAGCUUGCAGUGUUGCCUCGAUAUGUUGCUUUCAAAGGCAACAACGGGAAAUACCUCAGGCUGGGAGACAAUGAUUAUCUUGAAUUUACAGCAUCUCAAGUCUCAGAUCCAAGAGCGAUCAACACAGUUGUCAGUAAUAAUGACGGAACCGUCACUUUAAAAUCCAGAGGUAACGGCAGGUAUUGGGCGCUCGAGAGGGGAAUUGGUGUUCGUUGUAUACGAGCUGACGCAGCAAGAGUUGGUACACUGGAGCCUGAGAAGGUAUUCAAGGUGGCUAAAGUUGGGAAUUACUUUACACUCGAGAACAUUCAGAACAAUCAACUAUGUAAGAGUACUGCAGACGAUAGGUUAGGAACUGAAGCUGGCAGCAGCAGCAGCAGCAGCAGCAGCGGCAGCAUCGCGGAAGAAGCAAAACUGUUGCUGGAAGAGCCAGUUCUAAGCCGGGAGAUCUACAAUGUUGUGUACAACGAAACAGAUAGCCCCAGGAUCUACGGCGGCACGGACUUCAGCAUGGUCUCGGCAUCGGCUGUAAACCGCAGCGCCAAAUAGAGCAGCAAACUGAAGCUAUCCCUGAAGCUCACGCAGAAGGAGACAAGGACCUGGGACACGACCGUCUCGCACAAGGCAGGAGUCUCGACCACGAUUGAAGUCGGGAUCCCGAAAAUAGGAGCCGGUCUCACCAUCGAAUUCGACUACGAGUUCUCCAAGUCAUUCAGCUGGGGAAACCGUCGAGGAGAAGCAGAAGGAACAGAAUGUGGAGUAUGAGGUCACGGUGCCGCCCAUGAAGAAGGUGACCGUAAGUGCGGUUGCAAGGCAGGCUAAAUGCGAUGUCCCCUUCUCCUACACGCAGAAGGAUGUUCUGUACGACGGGACCGUGGAGACGACCUAUCAUGACGAUGGCAUGUUUACUGGCAUGAAUAGCUUUGAUGUCCAGUACGUGACCAGGGAAGAAGAUCUCUAGCCAUGAAGAGUACCAGUGUGUGUGUGUGCGCGCAUCUCGAUCAUUAUCUACUUAUUAUUGCUCCUUAAUUUUAUGUGCUCUUUAAAUAAAUUAAAUAAUAAAGCCCCACUUUUCGAGCGGGCCUUAAUUUACAAAAUGUUGUGUUGUCGUUACCACGAUAUACAUGUUUCCUUUAUUGCUGUGUAA
Molecule: messenger RNA, 1886 nt
Organism: Brachypodium distachyon (stiff brome)
Lineage: Eukaryota; Viridiplantae; Streptophyta; Magnoliopsida; Poales; Poaceae
Exons: 2
Coding region: 239-1288 (349 amino acids)
Source: RefSeq, a predicted model, not a curated record